Messenger RNA from Dicentrarchus labrax (European seabass), 517 nucleotides. Its product is annotated as cationic amino acid transporter 2-like. NCBI's taxonomy places the organism in Eukaryota, Metazoa, Chordata, Actinopteri, Moronidae. Gene Ontology annotation, cellular component: plasma membrane. The record is from RefSeq and is a predicted model, not a curated record. The transcript has 2 exons. The annotation marks the transcript as partial. Gene Ontology annotation, biological process: transmembrane transport; amino acid transport. Gene Ontology annotation, molecular function: amino acid transmembrane transporter activity.
GUUUGUCUUCUGUUUGUCUUUCUCUGUCCAUCUCACACCAGCAGCCGCAGAGCACACAAGCUAGUUUUUAAUUUUUCCAAAUGUUGACGGCAGUCUGAGCACACCGGCAUGGAAACAGUUAACAGUUCUAGAGUUGCUGGUUUCAGAAUCACUUGUGCCAAAGUGUUACGUUUCAUUCGGACCCUGACCCGAAAGAAGCCUCUGGAGCCAGAAGGCGAGGAGUCCAACUUCUGCCGAUGCCUGACCACCUUGGACCUGGUGGGUCUGGGUGUUGGCAGCACGCUUGGAGCCGGCGUCUACGUGCUGUCAGGAGAGGUGGCCAGAGAAGUGUCCGGCCCCAGCAUCAUUAUCUCCUUCCUGGUUGCAGCUUUGGCUUCGGUCUUCGCAGGGUUGUGUUAUGCGGAGUUUGGAGCCAGGGUCCCCAAGACGGGCUCAGCUUACCUUUACAGCUAUGUGACCGUAGGAGAGGUGUGGGCAUUUGUGACUGGCUGGAACCUGCUGCUGUCCUACGUCAUCG